AAGUAAAUAGUGGGCUAAGUUAAUGCUUCAAAUGUAUUAUAUUCCUAAUGAUGGACCAAUGCAAAGUAAGAGAAAAGGCAUUGAGGUAUUGAGGUGUUUGCCACUAUGCCAGCACUGUCCUUUUCGUUUUAAGUAAAAAGCAGGAUGGAGCUAAAGUGUGAUGCUUUACUGACAUAUAUUUGAGGCCUGACUUUUGAAUUGCAGCAAAGAUUUGCUCAAGCCGUCCUCAAUGGAUGCUUCAUCCAUGUUUGCUGUCUCUCUCUGCACGCUCUGCCUUGUUAUAAUCUCGCCGACAUUUGCUUCUUCUACAGGACGACAACCUCGGACUUCCUACAUCAUUCACAUGAAUGUUCAGUCGAUGCCCAAGGUGUUCUCUGAUCACCAUAACUGGUACUUGAACACUCUCUCCUCUGUCUCAGAAAACAGAGGAGAAAUUCCCUCCCACAAGCUCAUCUAUACCUACUCAAGUUCCCUCCAUGGCUUCAGUGCAACCCUUUCCCCGGCCGAGCUCGAUGCGCUCAAGGAAUCCCUGGGAUUCGUUUCUUGCACGGUCGAUCGCCCCCUGGAGCUCCAUACCACCCACACUCCUGAGUUCCUGGGCCUUGGACCGGCCUUGGGGGCAUGGCCUGCUUCCAGGUAUGGCGAAGAUGUCAUUAUCGGGUUCGUGGACACGGGAGUAUGGCCCGAUAGUCUGAGCUUCCAUGAUGAAGGAAUAGGUUCGAUCCCGCUAAGAUGGAGAGGGGCGUGUGAGUCCGGUAUGGGAUUCAAACCUUCCUCUUGCAACCGGAAGCUCAUCGGGGCUCGGUUUUUUAACAAGGGUCUAUUAGCUAACCGACCCAAUGGGACCCUCUCGAUGAGCUCUGGCCUUGACACGGCGGGACACGGCACACAUACCUCGUCCACUGCCGCCGGGAACUUUGUCAAAGGCGUGUCUUAUUUUGGUUACGCCAGUGGCACGGCCAAAGGGGUGGCCCCACAUGCUCGAAUAGCCAUGUACAAGGCCGUCUGGACUCACGGGGUUUACUCUUCCGACGUGAUUGCUGCGAUAGACCGGGCGAUUGAGGACGGUGUCGAUGUGCUGUCCCUGUCAUUGGGGUUUAGUUCGGGAGGCUCUUUCCUGGGAGAUGACCCAAUUGCAGUAGCCACAUUUGCUGCCAUGGAGAAGGGGCUCUUCGUGGCGGCAUCGGCUGGUAAUGAUGGACCGCUGCAUUGGUCCUUAAUGAAUGGCGCUCCAUGGAUUAUGACAGUAGGGGCUGGCACUAUCGACCGAGAAUUUUACGGAAUGUUAACCUUAGGGAGUGGAGCCACCAUCACCUUCCCAUCGUUGUAUCCGGGAAAACCUUUCCUGGGUCCACUGGACAUCGUGUUUAUGGGAGCGUGUGAUGAUGUGCCUAAGUUAGAGAGCGUUCGAGGCAAGAUGAUAGUUUGCAAAGACAAGCUAGGGAUCAACGCACAAGUCGAGAAGGCCAUGACCGCAAGAGUUACCGCAGCUGUUUUCAUCACCGAGGUAUCGGUAUCAGAAUUUUACACCCGGAGCUCAUUUCCGGCUGCUUUUGUAGGGCUCCGGGAUGGACAAAUCCUAAUGGACUACAUCCAACGAAGUAGUAUUCCUAAAGGAAGGCUAGUGUUUCAGAAGACAAGGAUCGGAACGAGGCCAGCUCCAAGAGUGGAGAUAUAUAGCUCCCGAGGCCCGUUCGUGAGCUGCCCGAAUAUCCUAAAACCCGACCUUAUCGCCCCCGGCACACAAGUUUUGGCAUCAUGGGCACCGCAGACUCCCGUAGGAGAGGUAAAGUCGGGUAGUUUAUAUAGCACUUUCAACCUUGUCACAGGCACCUCGAUGGCCGCUCCCCAUGUGGCUGGUGCAGCAGCCCUGGUAAAGUCCGUGCACCCGGACUGGAGCCCUGCGGCAAUCCGGUCAGCCCUCAUGACCACGGCCUACUUACUCGACAACACACGGACACCCAUCAAAGAUAUCGCAAACUACAACCUCCCUGCGAGCCCUCUCGAUAUCGGAUCGGGCCACAUCAAUCUCAGCAGGGCGCUCGACCCCGGUCUUAUAUACGACGAGAACCCACAGGGAUACAUAUCCUUCCUUUGUGGGAUGAACUACAGACCGAAGCAGCUGCUAGCCAUCACGAGGUCGGUCUCUCACUGCAUAAAACGAUCCUUGGACCUGAACUACCCAUCGUUCAUCGCAUUCACGGACAGGGAAGGAUCGCAUUCAGGUGGCAACUUCGUGAAGGAAUUUUGGAGGACGGUGACGAAUGUGGGGAAUGACAGAUCAGCCUAUGCAGCCAAGGUGAUUGGCUUGGAAGGGAUAAGGGUCCGAGUGGAGCCAGACAGGCUAAUGUUUAAGCAAAAGAAUGAGAAGUUGCGGUACAAGCUAACGUUAGAGGGUCCAAGGUUGUCGGCAGAAGAAGUGGUUCAUGGGUCUUUGAUUUGGGUGGAGGAUAGUGGCAGAUACAGUGCGAGCAGUCCCAUUGUGGUCACAAGCCUCGUGCAAGAAUCUCCCUUCAUUAGGUCAAAAAGCGAUAGGCAAGUGUAGACUUUGGUCCACUCUCCAUGAUCAUAUCAAAUCCUAGAGUUGUUGAUGAAGUGACAAAGAUGUGACCCUUGUUUAACUCAUUUCUUAUGUCUAUAUUCUCUUGCUGCCUCUAUACUAUGUCGUUUGUCGUUGGUCAUCCUUAUAAUUGAUUUCUUAUAA
Punica granatum (pomegranate) is the source of this 2704-nucleotide messenger RNA. The record is from RefSeq and is a predicted model, not a curated record. NCBI's taxonomy places the organism in Eukaryota, Viridiplantae, Streptophyta, Magnoliopsida, Myrtales, Lythraceae.